Messenger RNA from Physella acuta, 743 nucleotides. Its product is annotated as macrophage mannose receptor 1. Lineage: Eukaryota; Metazoa; Mollusca; Gastropoda; Physidae. The record is from RefSeq and is a predicted model, not a curated record.
CAGAUAAACAAUAGCUGAGUCAAACUUGGAGCCACCAUAAAAGGAUCGGAGUUCAUUGACGCCAUCCAUCUCUGACAAGGGAACCUCACACGAUGCUGCCUGCUCUAUUCCUCGCUGCUCUCUGUGUUGGCCUGGGCGCUGCCCAGACAACUGCCGCCGGCUGCCCCGCGGCAUUGACCCAAGACAACACCCUCCAGGCUGUCAACGGCACGUGCUACCAGUUCAACGUGGCCAAGCGCGUGACGCACACCGCGGCCAAGGCCGACUGCGAGAAGAACAGCGGCACCCUGGUGCUGAUCAAGAGCGCGGAGAUCCAGAACUACAUCUACACCGAGCUGAGGAACACCUACCACCUGAGCUACAACCUCAUCUGGAUCGGCCUCAACGAUCUGGAGACUGAGAACACCUUCAAAUGGGAGGACGGCACCCCCCUGACAUACAGCAACUGGGAUGACGGUGAAGGCCCCACCGGUGGCUCCCUGUCCCAUAUUUUCAACCACGAACACAACGACUGUGUCCUCCUGGACGUCGGCUACGGCGGCAAGUGGGCCGAGUACCCCUGCGAGAGCGCCAACUACAUCCUGUGGACCGACGUGGAGGAACACGGCUACGUCUGCCAGUACCCCAUCGCCAGCGCUUAAGUGAAACGCUCGCGAGACUGACGCUCAACUUUUUAUGAACUUUGUUAAAUGUUUUUUGCUAGACUGAAUGAUGUGAGAAUAAAUAUGCAUUGCUGUUUUUAA